CAUUUGUAGAAACAACAACAGCAGCAGCAGCAGCAUUUAACCAGAACAACAUUAAUGCUGUUUCCUCCAUCUUUUAGAUCUUUACACUGUUUAUAGCUGUAAAUCCGCUCGGCAGCGCCAGCUAAUCAUUUAGCUCGAUGUCAUUUAACACGUAAGAUACACGCACAAGGCCUAACUCUUAUAGAUUAUACAUGUAUAUAUCUGUUUUCUGGUUGUUUACAGGCACAAUCUGACCCAAUGCAUGGGUUUGGCUGAGUUUAUUGUAGCUGAGUUAGCGAGCUAGCUUAGCCAGUUAGCUUAGCCAGUUAGCUUAGCGAGCUAGCAUUGGUCUCAGGUCAAGUCUAGACAGCUGAAAGCAGUAGAAUUCGUUGUUGAACCGUCCUGAUAAGAUUAUUGAAAUAUACUAGAGGAUUUAUUAAUGGGUUUUGUCCACUCUUGUUUGUGAACUGUAGAUAAAUAAUUGUACUUUGGUUGGUUAAGAGACGCAGCGGCGCAGGGCCUCAGUCCUCGGUGUAGAGUUAAACCCUGAUCCGUGAUUCAGGCUCCUGUGUGUCGGGUCAUGGGCGACAACAGAGAUUCUCGCAGUCCAGACAGCUCUUCUGUGUCGUCACCACCUUCAGGGAAACAAUCACCUGCACUGCUUCCCUCAGCAGCUGCUAUGACCUCACUGCCACCCGUUACUUCAGCAGUCAGCAGUCCUAUUAGCAGCAUGGGCUCCCCCUUUUCUGUCAUCAGCUCGUCUCUCGGUUCCCCGUGUCUCCCUGGGACACCGUCAGUGGGUUACGGCCCCAUCAGCAGUCCCCAGAUCAACUCCACUGUGUCCAUGUCCGGCCUGCACGCCGUCAGCAGUUCAGACGACGUAAAGCCGCCGUUUGGCCUGAAGCCGCUUUUAGGCCACAGCCCCGGACCCACCCUCUCUCAGAAACGGCUCUGUGCCAUUUGUGGCGAUCGCUCCUCCGGAAAGCACUACGGCGUGUACAGCUGUGAGGGCUGUAAAGGCUUUUUUAAACGCACAGUCAGAAAAGACUUGAGCUACACGUGCAGAGACAACAAGGACUGUAUGGUGGACAAGCGUCAGAGGAAUCGCUGCCAGUACUGCCGCUACCAGAAAUGUCUAGCCAUGGGGAUGAAGAGAGAAGCUGUUCAGGAGGAGCGUCAGAGGAAUAAAGAGCGAGAAGGAGAAGUGGAGUCUACCAGUGCGGUGAAUGAAGAAAUGCCAGUGGAAAAGAUCCUGGAAGCGGAGAUGGCUGUGGAGCAGAAGAUCGAGCUGCAUUCCGAUGGAAGUUCAGGCACCAGCUCUGAAAACGAUCCCGUCACGAACAUCUGCCAGGCAGCUGAUAAACAGCUCUUCACUCUGGUGGAGUGGGCCAAGAGAAUCCCGCACUUCUCAGAGCUGGCUCUCGACGAUCAGGUCAUCCUUCUGCGUGCUGGUUGGAACGAGCUGCUGAUCGCCUCGUUCUCUCAUCGCUCAAUCACUGUGAAGGAUGGCAUAUUACUGGCCACUGGACUCCACGUGCACAGAAACAGUGCACAUAGCGCAGGAGUGGGAGCCAUCUUUGAUAGGGUGCUGACUGAACUAGUGAGUAAGAUGAGGGACAUGCAGAUGGAUAAGACUGAGUUGGGAUGUCUAAGAGCCAUCAUCCUUUUCAACCCAGAUGCAAAGGGGCUGUCAAACCCAAGUGAAGUGGAGUUACUGAGAGAGAAAGUCUAUGCUGCACUAGAAGCUUAUUGUAAACAGAGAUAUCCUGACCAGCAGGGCAGGUUCGCCAAGCUCCUCCUCCGACUGCCAGCGUUGCGCUCCAUCGGGUUGAAAUGCCUGGAGCACCUGUUCUUCUUCAAGCUGAUUGGCGACACCCCCAUCGACACCUUCCUCAUGGAGAUGCUGGAAGCUCCCCAUCAGCUGACCUAAUGUUGGACCACUUUCUAGCCAGUCGUAUCUGGUUUGCACCAGGGUGUACCGGUAGCCUGGACAUCGGGGCUUCACUGUGUCUGUUCAAUCUCCUGCUUACACCUUCCUCUAUUCUCUCCUUUUCUUUUCCUCCCUUCCAUGUUCGUCUCCUAUGCUAGUAUCGCACCAAAAAGAAAAAAAAAAAAGACUUUUAUCUCUCUGGGAUAUGAAGUAUGGAGAUUUUACAUUUGAGAGAGAUUUGUAUUUUGCAAAUGAGGCUUUUCAGAGCUUGUUUUGGGUUUAAUUUCCACAGCCUUUGUAUGGAUAAUUGGUGCUCAGCAUUGUUUUUAUCUGCUACAAAAAAAAAAUCCAGUCGGUACGUUUCUUUACUCACUGCAGCUCUCUCUCGUGACCCGGACAUCACUCGUCGUGUCCCUAAAGCUGCCUGUAGCAGUUCAUCUCUCCUUUUUUAGACCUUCCUCUGAUUUUACUUUUGUCGUGUCAAGUUCCCGUAGAUGAACUUUAACCCCGUGAACCUGCAGAUCUUGGGUCUGAAGCGUGGGCUGGUAGUGAACUACAGCACGGUCCUGGAGUCCUGCGUUUCUGAAAGACUCCACUGCAGGUCUUAUUACUGUGUCACUGUCUCUCUGGUAUCCAGCAGGAAGAACAUGGAAGUGCUCAGGAGCUGAAGAGCUGUUAGAAACUAGCUACUGCAUAUAAAUAACCUUCUGUUUAACGAGUUAACAAGCAAAAGGCACUUAACUGCUCACUCACUAGUUUCUUUACCGACGCUCCAUAAUCACCCGAUCAGACCAGAUAAAUGUGAAGAAAUCUGUUGGAUCACAAUGUCUUCCCCCUAUGGAGAAACGCUUCAGUGCUGCGGAUCAGAAUGAGAAGGUUCUGCGCUUCCCAAACACCAGUGAGAACACCAGCAGUGUUGCGUUUCAGGUAAACACUUGAUGAUCAGCAGUUGGCUCGUGUGUUACGAGAAGAAAGAACAUCAACCAAAACAACACACUUUCACAAUCCAGAAACAAGUGGUGGUGUCUGUUGCCCCGCCCACUUCACACAGAUAACCGUGUCACUCUGGAGCUUUGGUGUCGUUACAGGGGACGUGGGCGCAGGUUUCAGUUGCUUCACCAUCACAACAGUUUAACACUCUGGGCCUCAUGGAACAUGUGCAGCUUUAGUACUUCAUCUAUCUACUGAGGUUCCUGUGAAUGUGGAGUGAGGGAUGGAGCCACUGAACAGUCAGACGUGUGUUUGACCCUGAGCAGGUUCUGUUUCUUUCCAUCCCCAACCUCCUUUUGCUCUAGACCUCUGUAUUACCCAGGGUUCGAACUGAACUCCACCCCAGACCCACACAAUGACCCCACAUUCACUUUGAAUAAAUGUCUGUGUAUACUGUGAUGUACAAUAUGUGAAUCCAAUCACUUCUUUCUUUUUUUUUUUUCUUUUUUUUUUUAUGUGCCAAAUGUGACUUUGUCUCUCUCUCUCUCUCUCUCUCUCUCUCUCUCUCACACACUCUCUCUCACUCUCACACUCUCUCUCACUCUCACACUCACAUUAUAUUGUGUUUAAAACUAGUAAUAAUAAGAAAUAAAAACCCAGGGUCAGUCAGUUAAGUCCUUUUUAAGGGCUUGACAGGUUCUACAUUCCCUAACAGUG
This is a messenger RNA of Tachysurus vachellii, 3556 nucleotides long. It is a transcript of the gene rxrba, whose product is annotated as retinoid x receptor, beta a. Lineage: Eukaryota; Metazoa; Chordata; Actinopteri; Siluriformes; Bagridae. The transcript has 10 exons. Gene Ontology annotation, molecular function: retinoic acid-responsive element binding; nuclear steroid receptor activity; zinc ion binding. Gene Ontology annotation, cellular component: RNA polymerase II transcription regulator complex; nucleus. Bases 560 to 1909 code for a protein of 449 amino acids. The record is from RefSeq and is a predicted model, not a curated record. Gene Ontology annotation, biological process: cell differentiation; retinoic acid receptor signaling pathway; response to retinoic acid.